Molecule: messenger RNA, 831 nt
Organism: Zingiber officinale
Lineage: Eukaryota; Viridiplantae; Streptophyta; Magnoliopsida; Zingiberales; Zingiberaceae
Exons: 3
Coding region: 1-831 (276 amino acids)
Biological process (GO): translation
Cellular component (GO): ribosome
Molecular function (GO): structural constituent of ribosome
Source: RefSeq, a predicted model, not a curated record
AUGCCGAGUUACAAUCUGCUCAAGUUAAUGAUUGCACGUUCUGUUGUUGCUGGUGAACGCGAGACUGAACGAGGAGCUAAUCAGAUUGGUACUUUGCAUCGAGUAGGAACUACUCGUUGGAGCUCCCAUUUUGAUUCUAUUUGCGACUUAAUAGAUAAGUAUAAUGCAACUAUUAAUGUGAUUGAAAAUAUUAUCAUUGAUGGUUCCUCUACUUCGAUGCGUGGGGAAGCUGGUGGUUCCUUAAUUGUGAUGAAAUCUUUUGAUUUUAUUUUUAUUUUGCAUUUGAUGCAUAAAAUUAUGGCGAUCACAAAUUUACUUCGUCGUGCCUUGCAACAAAAAUCUAUUGAUAUCGUAAAUGCAAUGGAUUUGGUCUCUACAACUAAAGCACUUCUUCUGACAUUGAGAAAUGAUGAGAUGAGUGCUCGUUAUAAGCAUUCUAGUCGUUCAUGCCAGCAUAAGGAUGCCAUCACAGUUGAGCAUCACUUUCAUUAUGAUAUAUUUAAUGCUGCAAUAGAUUUUCAAUUGGAAGAGUUAAACUCUAGAUUCAGUGAUGAGACAGUAGAACUUCUUAUGCUUAGCUCUGCUUUGGAUCCAAAAGAUAAUUUUAAUCGGUUCAACAUUGAUAAGAUUUGUAAUCUCGCUGAGAAGUAUUAUCCUGAGGACUUCACUGAACAUGAAAUCCAUAAUUUGAGAUGUCAACUACAACAUUUUGAGCUCGAUGUGGAUUCGACCUACAAAUACUUCGAGGUCAUUACUGUUGAUGCAGCUCAUAGUAUCAUUAUCCGCAAUGACCCAAGGAUUAACUCCAGAGUUACCAACUUGCUUUUAUAG